AACAUCAUCACAAAAGAACAAGCAGAGUGUUCGUUCCCGUGCGUACGCCUCUUCUCUCGCUGUUUUUCGGUCGGUCUUACAACCAGCGAACGCUUUUCCGUCGGCUAGUGGUCUCUAUUUUUCGCGAAAUUUUCCUCCAAAAAGUGCAUUUUUCUUUGCUAAACCUCCACCAAAACACGAAUCAUUGUUUGUGCAACCCGGUUUCAGUGUUAGUUGGCAAUUUUCCAGCGAUUUCCAGUGCUUUUUCGGCGUUUUUCAGUACAUCCUGUCUGGCGACUGAGUGCUUAUUUUUUUUUCCUGGUGCUUCAUCAUUGGGUGCUGCUGCCUGCUGGUGGUGCAAAUAGAAUACAGCGACAGCGAGUGCAGUCUUGAAGCUUUACAGCCGAAGACGAAAAAACAGCUCAUCGCGCGGAGAUCCGUUCUUGGUGCGUGUGUUUUGAAUCAUUGCAAGGCGGUCAAAAACAAACGGGCGAGCUUUGACUACCUGUUAGUGCAGCGACCGACGACGACGAGGGCAAGGGCUUGAGGAUUGUGAUCAAAUUACUUCGGUGCUCAUUUGGUGUUCGGUGGAAUCUUGGAUCCUAAUCAGUAUUCCAGUCGGUUUAGACUCCAGUGUUGAAUCGGCUAAGAAGCAUCACUCAAUCAAUAAAGUUGUAAACGUAAACUGAACAAGCUUGCGUCUAGUCUCCCUGUAGCAGCCCUCACCCACGCUAUGGCCAGAAGCUAUGCUUGAACGUGUUCGAAUCGGUGGUCUGAGCGGAACGUAUAAAGUAAGAAGUGCCGAGCUGGCGCGCGACAAGAAAUCCCAAACCAAAGCGGUAACCGUCCUGUUCCUCGAUGAAACCACCCACACCUUCCAGCUAGAAAAGAAGGCCAAGGGAUCGGACCUGCUCGAGUUGGUCUUUCGGCAUCUGGAACUAUCAGAGCGGGAUUACUUUGGGCUACAGUUUCAGCCGAAAUGUGCCACCACCACCAACAGCAACAACGGCAGCAGCAAAAGGAGCAAAAAUGGCUCCGGAUGCAACAACGGUAGCACCGGUGGUAGCGAGGGGACUGCAAUCUCGCUCGAGUCCGGUCGGUGGCUUGAUCCGAACAAGCCCUUCCGGAAGCAGUGGAACGCGGUCCGCCUCUCGGGUGAUAUCAGUCCGGUGUUGAUCUUUAGAGUCAAGUUUUACAUCACCGACCCGAGCCGGUUGUGCGAAGAGUAUACGAGAUAUCAGUUUUAUCUGCAGAUAAAGCGGGACAUAUUUCAAGGAAAGCUUCCCGUGGCGUUGAACACCGCCUGUCUGCUUGCUAGUUAUACAGUUCAGUCUGAACUAGGCGAUUACAAUCCCCUGGAACACACACAUGGCUAUCUCAGUGAUUUGCAGCUACUGCCGGAACAAAACGAGGACGCCGAACAUCGGAUAUCGGAACUGCACAAGCUACACAGAGGUCAACUACCGGCGGAUGCCGAGUACAACUAUCUCGAACAUGCCAAACGGCUGGAUAUGUAUGGGAUAGAUUCUCACAGGGCAACGGAUUCCGCCGGAAAGGAACUGAGUUUAGGCGUCUCAUCCAUAGGAUUACUAGUCUACCAGAACGGUAUUCGCAUCAACACCUUCUCCUGGUCCAAGAUGGUCAAAGUGUCAUUCAAAAGGAAAGAUUUCUUCAUCCAGCUUCGUCGGGAACCGUCGGAGAGCUACGAUACACUGCUCGGGUUCAACAUGGGCGCACAUCGCAACGCAAAAUCACUGUGGAAGGCAUGUGUGGAACAUCACUCGUUUUUCCGUCUGCAAAGACCGCACCGAUCACCACGAUUCCUGCCAUUAACCCUAGGUUCUAAGUUUCACUAUUCCGGCCGCACCGAGCUUCAAGCCGUACAGGAAAGUCGACAACGUGGCAAGGUCGCCAAGAUCUUUAUACGUUCGCCCAGUAAACGACAACUGGCGGCAUCUCAGCCGCAAUCGCCGCUGCUAAAUGGUUCCGGCAACGAAAGCACCAACGGAACCGCCAACAACAAAAAUCAACUCUCGUUGCUGUCGUUGACGAAGGCCACGAGGGCGUACGAUAAGGUUACGUCGAAAACUCCGUCGAUCCCGAGGAAAGCUUGGGAGCAACAGAGUGAUGAACCCACGUUCAUCGAGCAUUGCGCCCGAACGUACGAUGCGCAGAUUCCGACCAUGUUCGAUUCCCCUCCGGCGUACAACGGUAUCAACAAUCCGGAGAACAGUGUGCCCAAGGAGGAAGGCCUGGUCACGAUACGACUGGUGGCGGACGACCAGGGUCGGUUCGGGUUCAACGUAAAAGGUGGCGUAGAUCUGAAUCUGCCGGUGCAGGUGUCCCGGGUGGCACCGCACACCCCAGCAGACAAGAGCACACCCCGGAUCUGCGAGGGUGACCAACUGGUGAUGAUCAACGGGCGCGACGUGAGCACCAUGAUGCACGAGCAGGUUGUGAAUUUGAUCCGUGCCUCGCGGCAGGGCGGAGAGCUUAUGUUAACGCUGAAACCGAAUGCCUUAGUCGACUAUACGGAAGAGGAACCACUCUAUCAGUACGUUCCGGAGGAGAGUGACAUCGUGCGCGGCGAAUUGAAUGGCGAUCAGCUGUUCACGCAGUCGCUACUGCUGUUGAGCGACGGGCUGGCAUCCGGAUCACUGUUGGCACAGUACGAACAGAUGUAUAGGAAGAACGCUGAUUUGCCUAUAACCGAGGCGCGGAAAAAUGAAAAUCUGAACAAGAAUCGCUACAGGGAUAUUUCGCCUUAUGAUUGCACCCGCGUGGUGCUGCUCAAUGCAGAAAGUGGAGAUUAUAUCAACGCAAACUACGUCAACAUGGAAAUUCCUCCGACGGGAACCAUCAACCGGUACAUCGCCACCCAGGGUCCCCUUUCGACCACGGUGAACGAUUUCUGGCGAAUGGUUCAGCAGGAGAGCAGUCAUCUGGUGGUAAUGUUGACCACCGUUAUGGAACGGGGCCGUCCCAAAUGUCACCAGUAUUGGCCCUCGGCUGACGAGGAGCCGCUGGCCCUGUCGGAGGGAUUCUCCAUUCGAUGCCUCAACGAGAAACCGGACGAAACCGGAAGCUUCGUCUUUCGGGAUCUGGUGUUGACUGAUGAGAAGACAAAAGAAACCCGAACCAUCCAGCACAUGCAGUACCUUGCUUGGCCGGAUCACGGAGUACCGGCUGAUCCGGAGCUGUUUCUACAAUUCACAGAGAAAGUACGUGCCGCGAGGAAUACCACUCUGCUGCAGGAGAUCGAAGCCAGUUUGAAAAACGUCAAGCUGCGGACGAUGGACGAAAACGGUGGUUUGGAUUCUUCGGAGCGACGGAUUGUGCAUACGGAUAGCGACGAAAGUCCUAAUGAUAUGCCGUCCUCUACGUCAGUUCACCAAUACAUCAGUGCAGCUAAUCCUCCCAUCAUAGUUCAUUGUUCUGCCGGAAUCGGGCGAACAGGGGUUCUCAUUCUCAUGGAUACGGCACUCGCAUUGAUGGAAACGAAAGAGCCUGUCUACCCACUGGACAUUGUGCAGGCCAUGCGUGAUCAAAGGGCUUGUAUGGUGCAAAACGUGAGCCAGUAUCGCUUUGUGUGCGAGUGUAUCUGCGCAGCGUACCGAAAAAUGGUAACCAACGAAGCGAUAGAGGAAGCCACUACAGUUGCAACCAAACCAAUAUCAGUCACGAAUGGUGCUAGCGCUCCCUUGGUAUCCUCCAGCGACGAGGAUUCGAGUUCCCCGUUGGAAGAGGUUCCCAAUGGAUCGUCACCACCAAGAAAAGCCCCACUGGCCGUGGAAACGACGAGUCUUACCACCACUACCACCCCUACCACCAACAAUGUUACGCCCACGAAUGGAAACGAACCUGCUACCGUUACGACUGCCAUCAAUGGGAACGCCCCGGCGGAUUCCUGACGAGAAACUAUUGUUUAGGUUCCUUGCUUCGGCCCCACUGCCCUUUGAUGGGAUAUUUUUUAACACUCUAUGUUUAGUUCAUCAAACCGCGAGACACGAACAAACGUAAGCAGCUUUCAGCAGACAUAUUCAUCUACGUAUUAUGCAUAUAGUUUCCCAUCCAGGCAGCGCAAAUGUAUCUUCGUAUAACUAUUAUUAGUCAUUUAUUAUUGAAUAGGCGUCAACGUACAUUUUACACAACAAAAUAUCAUUUACUCUGUGCUAUUUAAUCAGUCAGUAACGUAUAUCUUUCUCUAUCUCUCUUGUAGAUUAGUAGACAACAAGUGAAAGUUUAUUAUAUGUAGCCGUGAAACAAAUUUCAAACUCUAACUGUCCAUUACUGUCCCCCGUGUAGAAGAAUCCCCCUUUCCCCAGUUUUACCUCAUUCCCCAUCGAAAAACUCCAAUCUUCGUAUAGUAAGUCCGUUUGUGGUGUUAAAUCCCCGCGAUAAAUCAGAAGAAUCUGUCCAUAUUUUUCACAAACGAUUUCCCACUUGAUAGAUUUGAAUACGAAAUAAAACAGAAAAUUGUUUGAAUAAUGAA
Aedes albopictus (Asian tiger mosquito) is the source of this 4471-nucleotide messenger RNA. RefSeq names its product tyrosine-protein phosphatase non-receptor type 4 (gene Ptpmeg). Gene Ontology annotation, biological process: protein dephosphorylation. Gene Ontology annotation, cellular component: cytoskeleton. Gene Ontology annotation, molecular function: protein binding; protein tyrosine phosphatase activity. The transcript is spliced from 10 exons. NCBI's taxonomy places the organism in Eukaryota, Metazoa, Arthropoda, Insecta, Diptera, Culicidae. The coding region runs from base 726 to 3890 and encodes 1054 amino acids. The record is from RefSeq and is a predicted model, not a curated record.